CGGGUGUGGGACUCCGGCCACGGGAGCGCCACCAUGGCUCUGGUGUCGGCUGACUCGCGCAUUGCGGAGCUCCUGGGGGAGCUGCACCAGCUCAUCAAACAGACGCAGGAGGAGCGAUCGCGGAGCGAGCACAACCUAGUCAACAUCCAGAAAACACAUGAGCGGAUGCAGACAGAGAACAAGAUCUCCCCCUAUUACCGGACCAAGCUUCGCGGACUCUACACGACUGCCAAAGCUGACGCGGAGGCUGAGUGCAACAUCCUACGCAAGGCGCUGGACAAGAUUGCGGAGAUCAAAUCCCUUCUGGAGGAGCGGCGCAUUGCUGCCAAGAUUGCUGGGCUCUACAACGACUCAGAGCCGCCCCGCAAGACCAUGCGCCGCGGCGUCCUCAUGACCCUCCUCCAGCAGUCGGCCAUGACGCUGCCCCUGUGGAUCGGCAAGCCCGGGGACAGGCCGCCCCCGCUCUGCGGCGCUAUCCCCGCUGCCAGUGAUUACGUGGCCAAGCCGGGGGACAAGGUGGCAGCUCGCGUCAAGGCUGUGGACGGGGACGAGCAAUGGAUCUUGGCCGAGGUGGUGAGCUACAGCCAUGCCACCAACAAGUACGAGGUGGAUGAUAUCGAUGAAGAAGGCAAAGAGCGUCACACCCUGAGCCGCCGCCGCAUCAUCCCGUUGCCCCAGUGGAAGGCGAACCCUGAGACAGACCCCGAGGCGCUGUUCCAGAAGGACCAGCUGGUGCUGGCGCUGUAUCCCCAGACCACCUGCUUCUACCGGGCCCUGAUCCACGCCCCACCCCAGCGGCCCCAGGACGACUACUCGGUGCUCUUCGAGGACACGUCCUACGCGGACGGCUACUCCCCGCCCCUCAACGUGGCCCAGAGAUACGUGGUGGCCUGUAAGGAGACCAAGAAGAAGUGAGGGGGUGGGGAGCUCGGGGGCGCCCUGUUUCAACAAUCCCAGCUGCAAUGACACAUCCUGCUCUUUGAACGGCACAGAAAGCCCCGGCACACAAAGAAAUGAACGGAGCUGAUGUUUCACAGUGAUUCACCGGAUUAUAAAACAGCCCCAACACUAGGACAAUCAUCCCAAGACAGUAUUGUAUUGUGCAUAAGCGGAGUCAAUGUCACGUAGAAACAGAAGUUUCAGUAAAUAUUAAUUUAAAUUGAAAGACAAACUUUACCAUACGAAAUCCUAUGGGAGGGGCUGAUUUUAUAAAGAACAUUAGAAAAAAGCACUUGUCAGCAGUAGUUGGAAAGUUGUCGGGUCAUUUUCAAGUAGAGACCCCAAAGCUCUGCAACUCUGUCCCUGAACUUACUACUCCGACCACCUGAAAAGGAGCAGGGUGCGGGGGCUUAGCUAC
This is a messenger RNA of Mauremys mutica (yellowpond turtle), 1357 nucleotides long. It is a transcript of the gene SGF29, whose product is annotated as SAGA complex associated factor 29. Gene Ontology annotation, cellular component: SAGA complex. NCBI's taxonomy places the organism in Eukaryota, Metazoa, Chordata, Testudines, Geoemydidae. The transcript has 11 exons. The record is from RefSeq and is a predicted model, not a curated record. Bases 34 to 915 code for a protein of 293 amino acids.